CGUGCGUACAGUGGUGGUGGUGGUGGAGAUGUCUGCACUCAGCCAGCCAGCAAGUUGUUGUAGUUUAGAAAUUUAAUUCAUUUUCAAUGCUCUUACACCUAUGGUUUAUUUAGCGUGUAGCUAUGGAAACGACAGGUUUCCUUUGUGUCUUAACUCUAAAUUGUUGGGGUAUUCCACUCGUAUCCAAAGAUCGAGAGGCACGGAUGAAAGCAAUUGCCGAGGAGCUGGCCUCUGGAAAAUAUGAUAUUGUAUCGCUGCAAGAGGUGUGGACAGUCAACGAUUUUAACUUGAUUAGAGAUGGAGUAAAAUCUGUCCUUCCUUAUUCCCAUUAUUUCCAUAGUGGGGUAGCAGGUUCCGGAGUGUGUAUACUAUCGCGUUUUCCUAUUCAUGAUGUUCUGUUCCACCAAUGGCCCCUAAACGGAUAUGUUCAUAAACUUCAUCAUGGUGACUGGUUUGGUGGCAAAGGGGUUGGUCUCUGCCAAAUUUAUUAUAAUGACCUGCUCAUCAAUGUCUACACUGCCCAUCUGCAUGCAGAGUACGACCGUGAGUCAGAUGAAUACAUUGCCCACCGAGUCCUCCAGGCGUUUGAUACAGCACAGUUCAUCCACAUGACAUCUGGAGGUGCAGACUUAGUUAUCUUAGGUGGUGAUCUCAAUACAGAACCUGAUGACCUAGCUUACCAGGUCUUGUUACUAAAUGCAAAUCUUCAUGAUUCUUAUCAUCAGCCAUCAGCUCAAAACAAAACUUCAUUUGGAACUUUUGGAACUGCUCAAAACUCAUACACUCCACCAAGUGUUCUAAGAAAAGCUCCAAAUGGCCAGAGAAUUGAUUAUAUUCUCUUCAAAGGAGGACACAGGGCACAGGUUUCCCAGGAGUUGUACAGUUUACCACUUCCGGACACUGUUCCUGGCGAAACGUUUAGUUACUCAGACCAUGAAGCAGUGAUGACAAAAUUCAAAAUUACUCGAGAUGCCAAUGCAAUUGCUGGGCAGAGCUUAGAUCUGGAACGACAAUGUGCUGUGUUGAAGAAAGGCUUGGAAAUUUGUGAUAAAGCUCUAGAAACAGUAGGAUGUCAUCGCAAACAAUAUUGGACGAUGGCUGUAGCUCUGCUUUUGGUGCUAAUAGCGAUGUUGUGGGUGGAAUGGGGUAUCACACCCUUGGUACCAUUCAUAACUGCACUCAUGUGCUACAUGAUAUUUAUGGCGACAUUAUGGAACAACAUGGAAGUCAAUGGAAUUUUGGCAGGAAAAUUGGGCAUGGAAAUUACACAAUCUAGAAUUCAAUCAGCAUGCUCCCCGUCUGACUUUACUGAUGUAAACAUCCCUAAAAGCGAACCAUAAAGUUGCUUUUAGUUUAAGAAAGAUAAUGGGCAAUGAAAGAUUAGAAUUUACAAAUUUGAUUUUUACUUGCUAUUGAUUAUUGCCUAUUGAUUCUAUGUUUAUCUUGAAAACCAAGAGAGGUUUUCUGCUGAAGGUAUUUAGAUAGCCCCUAGGUUUAUUCUUGAUGCCAAACACCUUGUGAAGGAAGGUUCUUUUGGCUUUCUCACUCCACUGUGAUUAUCUGUUGAGUUUUUAAUUCCUUUAAACUUUUGUGAGUUUGUUACCAAAAUCUUUUAAGACUUUCUUAAAGUUGUGAAUGAGAAGUUCAUGUUGUAUAUUUUGACCAACAUAGGUUACUGUAUUUUAAAAUAUUCCUUUGUUAAAGGUGGGAAGUCUACCUCCUAUUUAGUCAGUGCCUUUAAUUAUUCUUGAGUUGUUAUUUUUAAAUCACUGUGACUUUUUAAAAAUGAACUUAAUUUACUAGUUUCCUUUUUUUAUAAGUAGUUGUAGGUAGUACUUAAAGCAAGUAAAAGACAAUACAUGUUUAAGCCAUUUAUUUUGGCAACUAAAGCGGGGAUACUUAUUAAUUUCUCAAUUUAAUGUGGACUUGACGUUCACAUGAUCAACGGGUUGUGACAGUCAAGACCCUCCCAAGAGGGUGUUGGCGUUUGUUUUUUAAUUUUUGUUUUUUCUCAUUGGUUACACAGAGUUUAGAAAGAGAGAUUAACAUGAUGUGUCAAUCAGAAAUUAGAUUGCAGUUUGAAAUGUGUAGUGGUCUCUACCUUGAGAACUUCUUAACAAAGUAAAAAUAUCUUGUGCUCAUUUUUACUUACAAAAAAAAUUAUGACUGCACACAAUUAAUACUCAAUGAUGUUGAGUUCAUGGGAUGUGUCAAACAAGUUUCCUGAAGUAUUAAAUUUGCCAAACUAGAAUUAUCAAAAUAUUUGCGGCCCAUCAAGCUUAAAUUACAAGUCCAUCAUCAAAGACAAAUUA
Messenger RNA from Thrips palmi, 2312 nucleotides. RefSeq names its product putative neutral sphingomyelinase (gene nSMase). Gene Ontology annotation, molecular function: sphingomyelin phosphodiesterase activity. The record is from RefSeq and is a predicted model, not a curated record. Gene Ontology annotation, cellular component: cytoplasm. Bases 123 to 1340 code for a protein of 405 amino acids. The transcript has 7 exons. NCBI's taxonomy places the organism in Eukaryota, Metazoa, Arthropoda, Insecta, Thysanoptera, Thripidae.